Cucumis melo (muskmelon) is the source of this 778-nucleotide messenger RNA. RefSeq names its product calreticulin-3-like. The coding region runs from base 21 to 428 and encodes 135 amino acids. Lineage: Eukaryota; Viridiplantae; Streptophyta; Magnoliopsida; Cucurbitales; Cucurbitaceae. The record is from RefSeq and is a predicted model, not a curated record. Gene Ontology annotation, cellular component: endoplasmic reticulum; endoplasmic reticulum membrane. Gene Ontology annotation, biological process: protein folding. Gene Ontology annotation, molecular function: calcium ion binding. The transcript has 10 exons.
CGAAUAGUUUCCUUGCAAAUAUGCAUUUUACAGUUUCUAAAAUUCCCUAUACCUUACAGCCUGCUGACUGGGAUGACAGAGAAUACAUUGAAGAUCCUAAUGAUGUUAAACCAGAGGGAUAUGAUUCAAUCCCAGCCGAGAUUCCUGAUCCGAAGGUUAAAGAGCCUGAUACAUGGGACGAGGAUGAGGAUGGCAUGUGGAAGGCUCCCAAGGUUCCAAAUCCAGCAUACAAGGGACCGUGGAAGCGUAAGAAAAUCAAGAACCCCAAUUACAAGGGAAAAUGGAAGACUCCAUGGAUUGAUAAUCCAGAGUUUGAGGAUGAUCCUAAUCUUUACGUGCUAAGACCAAUAAAGUAUAUGGGCAUUGAAGUUUGGCAGGUAAAAGCUGGAUCAGUUUUUGACAACAUUUUGAUAUGCGAUGACCCCUAGUAUGCAAAGGAAGUUGUUGAUGAUACGUUUGCAAGAAAUAAGGAGGCUGAAAAGGAAGCUUUUGAGGAAGCAGAAAAAGAAAGGAAGGCUAGGGAAGAAAAGGAGGCUCAAAGGGCUCGAGAGGAAGGUGAAAAGAGAAGAAGGGAGCGAGACUAUCGUCAUAGAGAUAGGAGGCGGCAUUGCAAGAGGAGAACAGGCAGCUAGCAAAUAAGGUAAAGGAAAAUGAGAAGGCUUUGGUUGAAUGUGGACAGUGCGAUGUUCCAAACUUGGUUCAUAAUAAACAGCCCAUUUUUGGAAUGACACCACCAAUUCCUUCUUUAUCUUUCGGAAGAUGAAUAUUUUGUGGAGGA